Messenger RNA from Saimiri boliviensis boliviensis (Bolivian squirrel monkey), 8098 nucleotides. It is a transcript of the gene ATAD2B, whose product is annotated as ATPase family AAA domain containing 2B. Gene Ontology annotation, molecular function: ATP hydrolysis activity; histone binding; ATP binding. Gene Ontology annotation, biological process: nucleosome disassembly; transcription initiation-coupled chromatin remodeling; nucleosome assembly. NCBI's taxonomy places the organism in Eukaryota, Metazoa, Chordata, Mammalia, Primates, Cebidae. The record is from RefSeq and is a predicted model, not a curated record. Gene Ontology annotation, cellular component: nucleus.
GCGGCGCUGGAGCCCUGACGCACGGAGCUCGAGAGCGAGAACGGGAGAGAAAGGGGUAGAAAUGGCGGCUCCGCUCGGCUCCCGCUGAGGAGGGCGAAGCCGGCGGAGUGUCUGUGCUGCCGGCCUGCAGCACCGCCCCCGCUUCCCGCUCGCCGCCUGCUCGCGCCGACUUCCCUCCCUCUGCCCGGCUCUCUGUUGUGUUCGUCUGCGCUCCGCACGCUCCGGGCCGGCUCGUCUCUCCCUGCCCGGCUCGGCUCCGCUGGCCCUGACUGACCGGCCGGCGGGCCGGCCUCGCUUGGCUCUCCCGGGCGCGGCGUGGACUCCGUCCUCCGGGCUGGACCAUGGUGAACACCCGGAAGAGCUCUCUCCGCCUUCUCGGGUCCAAGUCUCCUGGUCCCGGGCCUGGGCCUGGGGCCGGAGCAGAGCCUGGGGCGACCGGAGGCAGCAGCCAUUUCAUCUCCUCUCGGACCCGGUCCUCCAAGACCCGCGCCGCCAGCUGCCCCGCCGCCAAGGCCGGGGGAAGCGGUGCCGCCGGCCUCGCUCUGGAUGAGGCCAGGAAAGCUGAAGUUGAUGGUAGUUUAAGUGACAGUCACGUAUCUCCUCCAGCCAAACGCACUUUGAAACAACCUGAUUCUGUAUGCAAAGACAAAUCGAAAUCAAGAAGUACUGGUCAGCGAGAGGAAUGGAACUUAGCAACUGGACAGGCCAGGUUAACUUCUCAGCCUGGUGCUACAUUACCAAACGGACAUAGUAGCUUAUCCCUUCGAAGCCAUCCCCUUCGAGGGGAAAAGAAGGGAGAUGGGGACCUUUCUUGUAUAAAUGGUGACAUGGAAGUCAGAAAAAGUUGUCGUUCCAGGAAAAACAGAUUUGAAAGCGUGAACCAGAGUUUGUUAUUUGAUCAACUAGUAAAUAGUACUGCUGAAGCUGUACUACAGGAAAUGGAUAACAUUAACAUCCGACGGAAUCGUCGGUCGGGAGAAGUAGAGCGACUUCGAAUGUGGACAGAUACAGAAUUUGAAAACAUGGAUAUGUAUUCAAGAGUGAAAAGGCGAAGAAAGUCCCUAAGAAGAAAUAGUUACGGGAUACAAAAUCAUCAUGAAGUUUCUACUGAGGGUGAAGAAGAAGAAUCUCAAGAGGAGGAUGGAGAUAUAGAAGUUGAAGAGGCAGAAGGAGAAGAAAAUGAUAGACCGUAUAAUUUGAGACAGAGAAAAACAGUGGAUCGAUACCAAGCACCUCCAAUAGUACCUGCUCAUCAAAAAAAAAGAGAAAACGCACUGUUUGAUAUUCAUAGAUCUCCAGCAAGAAGAAGCCAUAUUAGGAGAAAGAAGCAUGCCAUUCAUAGUAGUGACACAACUUCUUCUGAUGAGGAACGCUUUGAAAGAAGGAAAUCAAAGAGCAUGGCAAGAGCAAGAAAUAGAUGUUUGCCUAUGAACUUCAGAGCAGAGGAUUUAGCUAGUGGUAUUCUCCGAGAACGAGUCAAAGUGGGUGCAAGCUUGGCUGAUGUUGAUCCAAUGAACAUUGAUAAAUCAGUACGGUUUGAUAGCAUAGGUGGAUUGAGCCAUCAUAUUCAUGCACUAAAGGAAAUGGUAGUAUUCCCACUUUUAUAUCCAGAAAUUUUUGAAAAGUUUAAAAUUCAGCCUCCAAGGGGCUGUUUGUUUUAUGGCCCUCCUGGCACAGGUAAAACCUUGGUCGCCAGAGCAUUAGCUAAUGAAUGCAGCCAAGGAGACAAAAAAGUGGCUUUUUUUAUGCGAAAAGGAGCAGAUUGUUUGAGCAAGUGGGUUGGUGAAUCUGAAAGGCAACUUAGGCUUCUUUUUGAUCAGGCAUAUUUGAUGAGACCUUCUAUAAUAUUUUUUGAUGAAAUAGAUGGAUUAGCUCCAGUUCGCUCUAGCAGGCAAGAUCAGAUCCACAGCUCUAUAGUAUCAACCCUCCUUGCUCUUAUGGAUGGAUUAGAUAAUAGGGGUGAAAUUGUUGUUAUUGGUGCUACAAACAGACUUGACUCUAUAGAUCCUGCACUCAGGAGACCUGGUCGUUUUGACAGAGAAUUCCUGUUCAACCUGCCUGAUCAAAAGGCAAGAAAACACAUCUUACAGAUCCAUACCAGGGACUGGAAUCCAAAAUUGUCAGAUGCUUUUUUAGGUGAAUUGGCUGAAAAAUGUGUUGGCUACUGUGGAGCUGAUAUCAAGGCCCUGUGCACUGAAGCUGCCCUGAUUGCGCUGCGGAGGCGUUAUCCCCAGAUUUAUGCUAGCAGUCAUAAACUGCAGCUGGAUGUUUCCUCAAUAGUGCUUAGUGCCCAAGAUUUUUACCAUGCAAUGCAGAAUAUUGUGCCUGCUUCCCAGCGUGCUGUGAUGUCUUCAGGGCAUGCACUGUCCCCCAUCAUAAGGCCACUGCUGGAAAGAAGCUUCAACAACAUCCUAGCAGUCUUGCAAAAAGUAUUUCCUCAUGCUGAAAUUAGCCAGAGUGACAAAAAAGAAGAUAUAGAAACUUUAAUUUUAGAGGAUAGUGAAGAUGAAAAUGCUUUAUCAAUUUUUGAGACCAGUUGUCACUCAGGAUCACCAAAGAAACAGUCAUCAGCUGCUGCUAUACAUAAACCCUAUCUUCAUUUUACAAUGUCACCAUAUCAUCAGCCAACCUCUUACAGGCCGCGCUUAUUGCUAUCUGGAGAACGGGGCUCAGGUCAAACUUCUCACCUUGCUCCAGCACUUUUGCACACUCUAGAAAGAUUCUCCGUGCAUCGACUAGAUCUUCCCGCACUUUAUUCAGUUAGUGCCAAAACACCUGAAGAGUCAUGUGCACAGAUUUUUCGUGAAGCUCGAAGAACAGUACCUAGCAUUGUUUACAUGCCUCACAUUGGGGAUUGGUGGGAAGCUGUCAGUGAAACUGUGAGAGCAACUUUUCUGACAUUGCUACAAGAUAUACCAUCAUUUUCACCUAUAUUUUUAUUGUCUACCUCUGAAACUAUGUACAGUGAACUGCCUGAAGAGGUUAAAUGUAUCUUUAGAAUACAGUAUGAAGAGGUCUUGUAUAUUCAAAGGCCUAUUGAAGAAGACAGAAGAAAAUUUUUUCAAGAAUUGAUUCUCAAUCAGGCAUCAAUGGCUCCACCACGAAGGAAACAUGCUGCUCUUUGUGCUAUGGAAGUGCUUCCUCUUGCACUACCUUCUCCACCUCGUCAGUUAUCAGAAUCAGAAAAAAAUCGAAUGGAGGACCAGGAGGAAAAUACCUUAAGAGAGUUGCGGUUGUUUCUCAGGGAUGUAACCAAGAGGCUGGCUACAGAUAAACGCUUUAACAUCUUCAGCAAACCGGUGGAUAUUGAAGAGGUUUCAGAUUAUCUUGAAGUAAUCAAGGAACCAAUGGACUUAUCAACAGUAAUAACUAAAAUUGAUAAACAUAAUUACCUGACUGCUAAGGAUUUCCUGAAAGAUAUUGACCUUAUCUGUAGCAAUGCUUUAGAGUAUAAUCCAGAUAAAGACCCAGGAGAUAAAAUAAUUAGGCACAGGGCUUGUACCCUGAAGGACACUGCACAUGCCAUCAUUGCAGCUGAAUUAGAUCCAGAAUUUAAUAAACUUUGUGAGGAAAUUAAGGAAGCAAGAAUAAAAAGAGGCUUAUCAGUAACAGCAGAACAAAUAAAUCCUCAUAGUACUGGAGCUCGGAAGACAGAAACUAGAGUUGAAGAGGCGUUUCGGCACAAACAAAGAAAUCCAAUGGAUGUCUGGCAUAACUCUGCAAAUAAAUGUGCAUUUCGGGUUCGGAGAAAAUCAAGGAGGCGAUCACAGUGGGGUAAAGGAAUUAUUAAGAAAAGGAAAGUUAAUAAUUUAAAAAAAGAUGAAGAAGACACCAAAUUUGCAGACUAUGAGAACCAUACAGAGGACAGGAAAUUGCUAGAGAAUGGAGAGUUUGAGGUAAGCACUGACUGUCAUGAGGAAAAUGGAGAAGAGACUGGAGACUUAUCUAUGACCAAUGACGAAUCAUCCUGUGACAUCAUGGACAUGGACCAGGGGCAGAGGCUUAACAACGGAGCAGGCACAAAAGAGAACUUUGCAUCUACUGAGGAGGAAAGUUCAAAUGAAUCUCUACUCGUCAACAGCAGCAGUUCCUUAAACCCGGAGCAGACCUCCAGGAAAGAGGCUUUCCUUAAAGGAAACUGUCUAAAUGGUGAGGCUUCCACUGACAGUUUUGAAGGAAUACCAGUUCUGGAGUGUCAGAAUGGCAAGCUUGAAGUAGUUUCUUUCUGUGAUAGUGGAGAUAAACGUAGUUCUGAACAAAAGAUUCUUCUGGAGGACCAGUCAAAGGAAAAACCAGAAACUUCGAUUGAAAAUCAUGGAGAUGAUCCUGAGAAACUAGAGGCACUGGAAUGUAGCAAUAAUGAGAAGUUAGAACCUGGCCCUGAUGUGGAGGUUAAAGAUGCAGAACUGGAUAAAGAAGGUGCUUCUAAAGUAAAGAAAUACCGUAAAUUAAUUUUAGAGCAGGCAAAAACGACAAGCCUGGAACUGGUUCCAGAAGAGCCAUCUGAGCCUGUGCCUCCUCUUAUAGUUGAUCGUGAGAGAUUAAAGAAAUUGCUUGAUUUGUUGGUAGAUAAAAGCAACAAUCUGGCAGUUGAUCAGCUUGAGAGAUUAUAUUCUCUUCUUAGUCAGUGCAUCUACCGUCAUCGUAAAGAUUAUGACAAAUCACAACUUGUAGAGGAGAUGGAAAGAACAGUUCAUAUGUUUGAGACAUUCCUAUGAACUUUACAAGAUGAGUGGUUUAUCCUCUCCAAUCUGCUCCUGACAGAGCAGUCUUCUGAGCCAUUCAAUUUCAAAUUGCACCAAUUAUGUGCAGAGCCUUGGUGUAAAGUGCUCUCUUACUCAUUCUUUCUCUCUGUUGAAUUUGGUGCUAUUGUCUCAGGUACCUGAAACCAACCAGCCUACAAGAACCAAACAGAACUUCAGAAACAUGUUGUAUUUUCCACAAAUAAAAAAUACAACCCCACAGCUUGGAGAUUUUGGUGCUACAGAAACUGCUCUCGCUUCUGCUCCUCUUUUCGUGCACUCUCUUUUGGAGACUCCUCUCUUAGGGAGCAGACCAGCAAACAGGAGGAAACUGGAUGGGGCAGCUCUAACUGUGAUGAAUUGUUUAAACAGUGGGCAACUUGUUAAUCUUUUUUUCUACAUUUUACCCCUUUAAUAAUUUUUCCCCCCAUCUGGGUAAUGGACUGAAACGUGUUUUAGAGUUGGCUAUGGUCUGUUCUGGUGGGAAGCUGAAGAAACUGGAUGAAAUUAGGUCAGGCUCUUUAGAACUGCCUUUAACGUGCCUUUUUAUUCAUUUGAGGAAGAUAAGGCUAAAAGGAUGGGCUGUUUGAAGCAAGUAAAUUAGAAAGCUUUCUUUGGUCACAACCUUGGAAAUAAGUUUUGAUACUCUGUGUCAUUAAGAGACAACCACUGUUUGGGUCUGAAAUGCCUGUCUUAUUCUCAAAGCUCAAUCAAGACACCCAGUAAGCCACAUAAUAUACUAAAAUGGUAAGUUUUCUUGUAAGGUCUAUUUCGGUUUAAGAAAUAUGUAGUAACAACAACGAAUAAUACACAGUCCACACAAAAAAACAAAACAAAACUCCACACUUUUUGGUAUUGCUGACAAUGAUGACUAGAAAAUAAAUAGAUAGUGGCCAUUCUUUCUUCUGCCAGUGGCAAUUUAAUAGUUAUUCAUGUUUGAGUUCCCAGAGAAAAAUGAUUUUCAUAUGUAGUAAAUUGAUAUUUUCUUUUAAAGCCAGGACUUGCCAAAUGGACAGAAAAGAGAGGAAUUCGUCAGAAGCUCCAUAAAAUUCAUUUUCUGUGUGCUUAAUUGCAAGUGAGCUCUGGUAUGGCCCUUGAAUAACAGUAUUAAUGUUUAGAUCCCACCUCGUAAGCUUACCUUCACAGCUCUUCAUUUUGAUUGGAAACCAUUUUGAAUCUUGUUGAGUGAUUUCUGUGAAUUGUACGUAUCUGAAAUUAAUUAUGCAUUACUAGUUUUACAAAACUUUCUACAAAUUUGGAAACACAGUCUAGGCAGUUGCAAAGAGACAAAGGGUGCAGUGACGUUUUUUAUCAGAUGAUUUUUAAACAAAAAGGUAGAAAAUUUUGCCGACAAGUUCGCUUGAUAUCUUCAUUCAUUGUAGCCGUUAGCUGCAGGUGUGUCUUUUCAAUAUAUGCAACACAUGUAGUUUGGGUUUUAAUUAGGGCAAAUGGUCUUGGACUACUGCAGAGAUUCUGAGCUACCUCAGCUUUUUGUAUUUUAGUUACCAACAGUGUUUACAGAGUUCUGUAAUCACUUUGCCACCGUUUACAUCCUGAAGCUAAGGUACUUGUCUCCUUGUCUCUGGCUCUUUGUAGUGUGCAGAAAGCAUACUUUGGCCAUAGCCUAUUGCAGUAAUCCAAAGUGCUUCUUUGCAUUUACAUUUACGUCUAACGCCUUCUAAUCCUAGCUUAAUUUUUUUUAAUGCCAUGUGUUUUCUUUGUACCUAGUCUGUGAAGUUUUUGUAAUAUUCAGUUAGUCAUAUAAGUCAAGAUGCUACCCAUGUAGACACACUGUAUUUUUAAGGUGGGCAAGUGCGAUUAACGAUGAACCAUUUUAAAGGGGAGGUUAUUUGAAACCUCUAAUUUGAUUAUUGGGAGGAUUUUCAUGCUUUCUUUAGUAUUUAUUACCAUCAUACCAAUUCAAACUAUUUUAUUGUCUAAUACAUUAGCAUUUUGUAUUUUGAUGGAAAUUGUUACAGAAUUUAAAGAUUUGAUGAAAUAAGAUGUAGCAGAUUUUUUGUAGCAAGUUACUGGUAAAAGGGUUUUUUGCAAGUCUCAGGUUCUUGCUGCACUAUUUUUUUUUAAAUAUUUAUUCCAGUUAUUCUAAUUCAGAAACAUUCUGUUCAAGUAACAGCAGCACUUGUGAAAGGAAAAAAACGCACACGUUUCUUAGUAGGUUACUCAAUUUGUACAAUUAAGAUUUUAGCCAUCAGUGAAUUUGACAAGGGAAAUGUAUUUAUUUUCAGCAUUAAAAUGCUUCCAAAAGAUCAAGUUGUUUUUGUUUGUUUUUUUAACCUUAAUGUAGAUGGAAUAAUUGGAGGCAACCUCAGUAUAGGAACUGCCACUUCGAACAGUUUAGGUCUUAAAGAGAAAGUCAAUCUAAUGCCAAGGGGAGAAAAAUGAGCUGAAAUUGUUCCAACUCCUCUGGCCUUCUUUCCCUCAAUUAAAAAAACAAAAAAACAAAUGUACCAGUUUUGCUUAUUUUACAGGUAUCUGGUGGUUCUAUAGUUUAAAGCAGCUUGUGAAAUUAUCUAAGUGGACUCAAUUUUGUUUACUUUUCUGUAAGUUCUUCAUUUUUGCUGUAUAGCAUUGGCAAAAAAUAUGUACAAAUUGACCUCUGUUCUUAUUUCCUAUUGUGAGCAUUAUAAAUGAUAAGCUCCUAUGUAAAAUCUUGCUCUCAGAUGAGUAAAAUAUGUAUCACAGCAUAGCCCAGCAAUAGUUCAUGCUCAGCUGUGGGGACCCUGGGAGCUUUUUAAAGAUGAUGGAACCACACUAGGGUUGAAACUGAUGGCUGUGGAGUUAAUUGUGUUUUUGAGCUUGAAUCUCACCUGUGAUUUUUUUUUUUUAAAUGUUGUUUCAUGACUUGAUUUUUCUCAUAAGCCAAUGUAUUUGUAGGUUUACUGGAUUUUAUUUUUAGGGAGUGGGUUGGUAAUUUCUUCCUAUUUUUGAUUAAGUUGGUUCAGCUAUGGUGCUAUUCAGUAGGUAUCUUCAGUGUCAGGUCCCGUAGCUGAAUGCCAUUGUUAUUAUAAUUAUUUGUAAUCACAUUGUAAGCUUGAAUUUGGACUUGUACCUGCAUCUUUCGUAUUCUGUACAUCUGGUUACUUAGACUUUGGGAGUCCCGUUUGGUUUCAGUCAUGUAUGUCUACUUUGUAGUUUAAGUAGACUUCAUCAACUAUGGUCUAUUUUGGGUUUGUAGUUUUAAUUUAGAGUUGUGUUAAAUUGAUGUUUUGCAUUUGACUUCAUUUUACAUUAGUUGAAGUAAAUUAUUUAAUUUUUGAAUUCUGGAAUUUGAACAUUUACUGUAAUUUGUAAUAUAACUGCUGUGAAAUACUUGAAUAAAGAUGACAAGAAAAACA